CACGUCAUAUAUUUCCUUAUUUUUUGUUUUUAUUUAUUUAUUUUUAUUUUUAAGUCAGUUAUAAGCGGCAAAUCGAUAAUAUUCUAUUUUUUUCCUUCCUUUUGUGAACAGCUUUUCUUUUACAGCGAAUCCCCUCGGCGAUCUCUCCAGUUUGACUGCAUGAUCUUCAUGAUUUCAAGAAGCAUUGCUACAUCUUCUGUUUCCUGUGAAGCGGGAAACAAGAACAACUUCCCUUUCUGGAUCCUCAUUUGCCUAUUUUCAAGAUUCUCUGGGACUCCAGUCCUGUACUUGACUCUCCUGUUCUCUGUGAGGUCCCCUUCAUCAAUUUAGAGAUUGAUAGUGAAGAAUUGUAGUUAUCUACAUCAUCUCAAUUCUCAAACAUUGGAAAAUGGUUGCUUCCCAGUGUUUGCAAAUGACCGGAAACACCACAAGGAAGACUGUAGAUCAUCAUGUUGAGCUUGACUUUGACUUUUCUGAUGUAUUUGGUGCGCCACCUCAACUACCUUCUGCACCCAACACAAAUGGAUUAGUAUACGAUGAGCCAGAAGUAAUUUGUAGCCGAUCCCAUUCAUUAGUGGGCCCCACAACUUUUACAAACCAGUCCAUGAAGCUUAGCACACUCACUUUACACGAGACUGAAUAUGAUCUUGUUGAGGGUAUCACUGUAAGUACAAUGGCUUUAAAAGAACUCGAAGAAGCUUCUUUUGUUGAUGAUGAUGAUGGUAGUUUAGUAAAAAUCCAAAGUGUGGGACUCGAAGACUUUGAAAUAUUGAAAGUAGUUGGCCAAGGUGCAUUUGCAAAAGUUUAUCAAGUCAGAAAACAUGGUUCAUCCGAAAUCUUUGCAAUGAAGGUCAUGCGCAAAGAUAGGAUUUUUGAGAAAGAUCAUGCUGAAUAUAUGAAAGCAGAAAGAGAUAUUUUGACCAAAGUUGACCAUCCGUUUAUUGUACAACUAAAAUACUCAUUCCAGACCAAGCAUAGAUUGUUCCUUGUUCUUGAUUUUGUGAAUGGAGGCCACCUUUUCUUUCAACUCUAUAGGCAAGGCUUGUUCAGGGAGGACCUGGCACGUUUCUACACUGCUGAGAUAGUUUCUGCUGUUUCGCAUCUCCAUGCUAAUGGCAUAAUGCACAGGGACCUGAAACCUGAAAAUAUUCUUCUAGAUGCUGAGGGACAUGUUAUGUUGACUGACUUUGGGGUAGCAAAGCAAUUUGAUGAAAGCACAAGGUCAAAUUCCAUGUGUGGGACAUUAGAAUAUAUGUCACCUGAAAUUGUACAAGGGAGGGGCCAUGAUAAGGCCGCUGAUUGGUGGAGUGUCGGAAUUUUAAUGUAUGAAAUGCUUACUGGAAAGCCUCCGUUUAGAGGUGGAAACAGACAGAAGAUUCAGGAGAAAAUAGUGAAGGACAAGAUAAAGCUUCCGGGAUUCUUGUCAAGUGAAGCACAUUCACUUUUGAAAGGGUUGUUACAGAAGGAUUCAAGCAGGCGACUUGGGAGUGGGGCAGGUGGAGGGGAUGAGAUAAAAAAGCAUGGUUGGUUUAAAGUGAUUAAUUGGAGGAAACUGGAGGGUAGAGAAAUAAAGCCAAGUUUUGUUCCACAAGUAGCUGGGAAGCAAUGCAUUGCAAAUUUUGAAGAGUGUUGGACAAAUAUGCCCCCGCUUCUGGAUUCCCCUGCUGCCAGUCCCAAAUGUAAGGAGAACCCGUUUAAGGGAUUUACUUAUGUCAGGCCUGCACAGGAAUGAAUGAUUGCAAAUGUAAUUUUGAGUAUUUAAAUUAUAUGGAUUAUUUUUUAUUGUUAUUUAUGACAAUUUUAAUUUAGUGGUAUACAUUACUUGUACUCGUACUUAUGUCACCCAUGUUUCCCAUUAUUUGUUUAUUGUUGCUUGUAUCAUUAUUAUUUUAUUUUUUUUCAAUUAUCAUAUACCAUUAAUUAUUUUUCUUC
Lactuca sativa (garden lettuce) is the source of this 1932-nucleotide messenger RNA. Its product is annotated as serine/threonine-protein kinase AtPK2/AtPK19. Gene Ontology annotation, molecular function: ATP binding; protein serine/threonine kinase activity. Lineage: Eukaryota; Viridiplantae; Streptophyta; Magnoliopsida; Asterales; Asteraceae. Gene Ontology annotation, biological process: protein phosphorylation. The record is from RefSeq and is a predicted model, not a curated record.